This is a messenger RNA of Bubalus bubalis (water buffalo), 3195 nucleotides long. It is a transcript of the gene CIMAP3, whose product is annotated as primary cilia formation. The record is from RefSeq and is a predicted model, not a curated record. Lineage: Eukaryota; Metazoa; Chordata; Mammalia; Artiodactyla; Bovidae. Gene Ontology annotation, cellular component: ciliary basal body. Gene Ontology annotation, molecular function: cytoskeletal protein binding. Bases 23 to 601 code for a protein of 192 amino acids. Gene Ontology annotation, biological process: regulation of cell projection organization. The transcript is spliced from 6 exons.
GGGGCCUGGUGGAGCUCCUGAGAUGUGCUUCAUUAAAGCAGAGCCGCUGCUUAACUACUCCUUUGGAACAUGUCAGAAUAGGAAGAUCUUUCCUCACAUCCAUCCCCAAAGCUUGUUGGGAAACAAAUUUCCCCCUAUUAGCGGAGCCCCCAACAGAGGGCCUGGAUGUUAUAUAGCAGAAGAUAAGUAUGGCUUGGCAUACAACCUCUCCAAGAUCCCGACCAGUAAAAAAGGAUACACUCUUGGUGCCAGAACAGCCACGAGGUUUAAGCCAGUUAGCAAGGAUAUGACACCUUACCCAGGCAUGUACCAGACAGUCAAUGUUCGAGAGCAAACACACAAACCAAAUUUUGCUCCAUUUAAUGCCUUGUUGCCUCGCUUUUGGACAUACUCAAAGGACUCUUAUUAUCCUGGCCCUACCACAUACAACCUAGAGAUAAAGCCACCCAAGAGAGUCAGAUGGCCAAUGAAAUUUGGAUCUCCAGACUGGGCUCAGGUUCCAUGUUUACAGAAAAGAACCCUGAGAACUGAGCUGCCCACAGACAAAGACUUUAGAAAGCAUCGGAACCGUCUGGCCUACCUAAGCCUGUACUAUGACUGAAAAGCUGCGACUCCCUUCACAUGCGCCUCCUGACCACAGAUCCUCCAGGACAGAGCAAUGCAGAGCCCAGAGGUGCUCUUGUCUUUCUGCAUUGCUCUGACCCUCCUGUCUGCCAGCAUGGGGCACAGGGAGGGGCAAGGGCCUCAUAAGUACUACAUGACACUGUAAACACUAGUUUACAAGGCUCUUUCUCCCUGUGCUGGUUUGUUGUGUAUUCAUGUAGAAGGGCUAGUUCCUACUGAAUGUUCAGUGGGGUGGCUUCACUUGACUGAAAUAUUAUACUUGUGAUUCCUCGCCCUCUAAUUCCCAGCCACAAGUUUUAUGUUUUCUACCACUAGCCCGGGGCUUCCCUGGUGGCUCAUCAGUGAAGAAUCUGCUUGUGAUGCAGGAGUUAUGGGUUCAAUCCCUGAGUUGGGAGAUCCUCUCCUCUGGAGAAGGAAAUGGCAACCCACUCUAGUAUUAUUGCCUGGGAAAUCCCAUGAAAAGUGGAGCUGGAAGGCUACAGUCCAUGGGGUUGCAAGAGUCAGACAGGACUUGGCAACUAACCCACCACACCACUAGCCCCGGUGAUAGGAGACUAUUUAUUGUUCUGUACAUGCCAAGGCUUUGAAUGGCUUGCUGGGCCUUGUUUUGGGGCUUUGGGGAUGCAGAGGACACUUAAAGGCAGAGUAAAUAUUUCAGGAGUGCUUCAAAGUGUCCAAGUUUCCCAGCAUGGAGUGGGAAGGUCCUGAUUUGACUGCCUUUCUCUGUGCUGUGCUGAGUUGAGUCUGACUCUGUGACUCUGUGGACUCUAGCCAGCCAGGCUCCUCUGUUCAUGGGAUUUUCCAGGAAAGAAUACUGGAGUGGGUUGUUGAUUUGAUUGCCUUCCUCAUGUUCGUGUAAAACUCAAAGAACCAAUAAUCCCCCCUCCCCCUUUCCUAUUUCAUCAUCUAUUUAGUCUAUCGGUCAUCAUCAUACUGAAUUCCAAACGUGCCUCAGGCAGAGUGGCAAGCACUGGGGAUGCAGCAGGCAUCAGAGUAGACUCAUCUACUGGCUCCAUGGCCCUGGACUGCAAUGUGAGAAGGACUUCCCAGGGAGGCUAGUAGUUUGGAUCUGCUCCCGUCUUCCAGUUUGAGUCAUACCCUAAAGCCUCACAAGUUGCUCUAGGUGUGCCAAGGUCAAAAGUCAUGAGAGACAUGUUCAAAGUACUCAUCUAGACAUUGCCUUGUGUGUGUUCAUUUGCUCAGUUGCACUCCCACUCUUUGCAGUCUCAUGGACUGUAGCCCACUGGGAUCCUCUGUCCAUAGAAUUUUCCAGGCAAGAAUACUGGAAUGGGUUGCCAUUUCCUUCUCCAGGUGACCUUCCCCAUCCAGGGAUCGAACCUGCAUCUCCUAUGUUGGUAGGUGGAUUCUUUACCACUGAGCCACCUGGGAAGCCCAGACAUUGCCUGGAAGACAGGCCUUUUACUUCCAACACAAACCUUAAUAACUCAAGUAUAGUUUCUUCAGAAUGGGCAUUAAGUGUGGUCUAGCUUCUUGUAUUGGGAAGGUCCUUCUAUGCCUACUUAGCCUUCUUAUUUAUUUACUUAUCUGGCUGCGUUGGGUCCUUGUUGUGGCACAGAGGGUCUUCAUUGUGUCAUGCAGGAGCUUUCUUUGCGGUGCAUGGAUGCUCUAACUGUGGCGUGUGGGCCCAGUAGUUGCAGCGUGUGGGCGCCAGAGAAUGUAGGCUUCAGUAGUUGUGGAACUUGGGCUCUCUAGUUGUGGCACAUGGGCUCCAGAGUAUGCAGGCUCAGUGUUGCGGCACACAGGCUUAGUUACUCACAGCAUGUUACUCACAGGAUAACAUGUGAGGUACUCACAUGGAUCUUAGUUCCCCUACCAGGGACUGAACCCGUGUGCCCUGCAUUGCAAGGCAGAUUCUUCAUCACCAGACUACCAGAGUAGUCCCCUACUUAGCCUGAUGGCAAGACUUCAUGUGUCUGGAUAACAAAGAGUGAGAUGCUGCUAGUGCCUCAGAAAACUAUAACCUGCUGUACUCUUCAAGGCCAGCCCAUGGUAAGUGUUAGCUGGUGAACGAGGCACUGGAGGGUGAAACCUACUGAAUUAUGCUGAGAGGCCUAAUUCUUUAGGAGACAGGAUCCUCUGAAGAAAAUAGUGAGAGUUCACUGGAAAUCAACUUAAAAUAUUAAGAUAAUCCUAGAUACUUCAAUCUAAAAACAUUUACUCCAUUUGAUCUGAUGAUUUAAAGAUUUUUAUUAUCAUGUUAAAAGUAUUUUUAUGACUUGAAAUUAGUCAAGAUUAACCUUUCUCACCUCUCUCACACACAUCCCUUUCUUUUCUCCUUUGGAUCCAUAUAAAUGCAGCUUUUUUCAGAGGUGGUAAUUUAGCAUUUGUUAUUUUUCUGACACAGGGUCUUGGGCCCCUUCUUUGGAGGUGUUGACAAGAGUGAGAGAAUUUUUUCACACUGUUGUUUGGUUCACACUCUCAAGGCUUUUGCCAGGGAAGGAAACUCCCCUUUCCAAAAGAGUAGUCUGAUUUGAUAAAAAGUAAAAUUUUAACUUCCAUAACACAUGUAUACCUGUGGCGGAUUCAUUUCAAUAUUUGGCAAAACCAAUA